Molecule: messenger RNA, 8309 nt
Organism: Zeugodacus cucurbitae (melon fly)
Lineage: Eukaryota; Metazoa; Arthropoda; Insecta; Diptera; Tephritidae
Gene: Arms
Product: kinase D-interacting substrate of 220 kDa
Exons: 12
Coding region: 919-5826 (1635 amino acids)
Molecular function (GO): protein binding
Source: RefSeq, a predicted model, not a curated record
GGGGUGCUUAGUUGGUACGCUAUUCGGCCAAAAACCACCGAAAACAUUUUGUUUACGAAAAAACAAAAAAAAAGUUGUGUUACUCACACAAAAAUGUUGCGCUCCACACAGCCAUUCAAGUCGCUGCGCGCCUGUGUGAGGCUCUUAUCUCAUCGAGCUGUCUGUCUAUCAGUUUUGACAUAAAAAUUACCCCAGACGUGUGGGUACAUAUGCCGGGACUGCAGUGCAUUCUAUGAUAGUACCGUUUAUUGUCUCAUCUCUCGCUGUUUAGUACGGGCAUUCAUGCAGUCAGUGUCAGUGGUACACGGUGGGUGAGAGAGACGCGCGGUGACACUACAAUUAAUCAGUGAAGUGAAAGAAACUUGGAGGUCCGUGAUUUCCACGACUAAACGCUAAAUGGGUUAAAAUCGCAACAACGCGCUGUUGCCUGUGCUGUCUGCCUUUGUUUUUGGAGCUUAAUGAUUGGUUUAACGGUAGUUUGAGUUGAUACGCGCCAUUAGUUAGUUAACGCGCGCAACGCCGCUAUUUAGUUGAGUUUAGUCACUCGCGGCGCAGAUGACUAAAUUCGCAACUUUCAUAGACACGCAACACGUAAACGCCGUAUCGCACCAUCAUCCCCCAUCACACUUUGCUCGGAAUUAGGCGGACGCGCGGCCUUUUUAUUGGAAGCGUUAUACAUACAUACUUAUUUCUAUAUAUAUGUACAAGUACAUAUGUUUGUUUGGUUUGUUGUACAUUAAUUGUAAUUCGCUUUCGAAGGCAAUUGUGUUGACCUUUACCCCCAAAUAGUGCGCGCGUGUGUGUGUUACAGUAAAAAAAUUUAAAUUAGUGAAAAUUGUGCGAAAAAGCGUGAAGAAAAUUUAGUUCACAACAAAUAAGUGUUUUUGUUUUGUUUCUGUUAUAAAAAUUCCCUAAAUUAUGAAGAAAUCGCUCAGCACCACCCAUGAGGAUGAGGAGGAGGCGCCCGAGAGCAGUGCUGUCGGCGAUCAAACACGCCGCACACCGCCGCGUCUCAUGCAGAUGGGUCGCGCUUUUUCCGAAAUGUCACCGCUAAAUCCGGCCUCUGCGUCACCCUCCGCGCGCAGUGCAUCGAGCGCGGCUGCUGGCGCCGGCGCUUUGCAAUUUCGCCGUGACUCUGGCAACUAUGGCAGUAUUUUUCCUUUUGGAUUCUUGCGUCUCUCCCUACAAAAGACCGGAAGCUCGAUACAGCAUCUCAAUCGCUACGGAGAUUCUAUGGGUUCACUAGCACAUCGAGCGCUCCUACAAUAUGUGGAAAAUAAUGACCUGUCCGGUUUGCGCGCUAUCUUAGAUAGUCGGCAUUUAUCCGUCGAUGAUCGUGAUGAGAAUGGCACCACUGGACUUAUGGUUGUUGCUGGACGUGGCUUAACUGUUUUUGUGCGCGAAUUCUUGGCACGCGGCGCAGAUGUCCAAGCGGAGGACAAUGACAACUGGACGGCAUUAUUGUGCGCGGCCAAAAAUGGUCACUUCGAUAUCGUACAACUGCUCAUCGAUCACGGCGCCGAUAUUGAGCAUCGUGAUAUGGGCGGUUGGACGGCAUUAAUGUGGGCAGCUUACCGUGGUCACACCGAUCUGGUGCGUUUUCUGCUCGAGAAGGGCGCCGAUGUGAAUGUACACGGCAAUUAUCAUUUGGGUCCGCUGUUGUGGGCAGCAGGUCGUGGCUUCAGAGAUAUUGUUGAAUUGUUAGUGCAACGCGGUGCUAAGGUCAAUGUCGGCGAUAAGUAUGGUACAACAGCGCUGGUGUGGGCAUGUCGCAAAGGCAAUGCUGAGAUUGUCGAUACGCUGUUGAAGGCUGGCGCUAAUGUCGACACAGCGGGCAUGUAUUCAUGGACGCCGCUGUUAGUGGCCACCUCAGGCGGACAUACGGACUGUGUCACCUCGCUGCUGGAGAAGAAACCCAAUGUGAAUGCGCUGGAUAAGGAUGGCAUGACCGCGUUGGCGAUUGCGAGUCGUGAAGGCUUCCAGGAAAUAUGCGCGGCUCUAAUCGCCGCUGGCGCCUACAUCAACAUACAAGAUCGAGCCGGCGAUACGCCCCUCAUACAUGCCGUCAAAGGUGGUCAUCGCGGCGUUGUUGAAGCGCUGCUCAAGAAGCAUGCUGAUGUCGAUAUACAAGGCAAGGAUCGGAAAACCGCUAUAUACACCGCUGUGGAGAAGGGUCACACACACAUCGUGAAGAUACUCUUAUCUACCAAUCCUGAUCUCGAGGCGGCGACUAAAGACGGCGAUACUGCGCUGCUGCGCGCUGUACGUAACCGUAAUCUGGAGAUGGUGCAAAUGCUGUUGGAUCGCAAGGCCAAGGUGACGGCGAGCGAUAAACGCGGCGACACCUGCUUGCAUAUCGCUAUGCGCGCGCGUUCCAAAGCGAUUGUGGAGGCGUUACUGCGCAAUCCCAAGAACAGUCAGCUCUUGUAUAGAGCCAAUAAGGCUGGCGAGACGCCCUACAAUAUCGAUACCAUACAUCAGAAAACCAUAUUGGGACAGGUGUUCGGCGCGCGUCGUCUCAAUACGAAUGAAGACUCGGAAGGCAUGCUCGGCUAUGAAUUGUACUCAUCUGCUUUAGCUGAUGUACUCAGUGAACCCACAUUAACCACACCCAUUACGGUGGGUUUGUACGCCAAAUGGGGUAGCGGUAAAAGUUUUCUGCUCAACAAACUACGCGAUGAAAUGAACAACUUCGCUCGCCAAUGGGCGGAACCGCCCAUCAAUACAAGCGGUUUGAUGUUUCUCGUAAAUCUGCAUAUCGCGCUGGUGCUAGGCACCGUAGUCGGCCUAUCUUCGUGGUCUGCCAUGUGGGGCGGUAUAGCGGCUGUGCUUUAUUUAGUGUUCACAUACCUCCUGCUUGCCAGUAUUAACUAUGCCAACAAUCAUAUGGACGUCUAUUGGGCCUAUUCGGUGCAACAUGGUAUUAUGAAGCGCUUCGGUCGCCUGCGUCUCAUAUUACAGGUCGCCUUCUGUCAUCCGCCCGGUGCGCAAGCGGACGCACAAGCGAAACCGGUUCGUUUCCAUUUCGCUGAGGCGAGCAGCGCGUCGCCUACGGGUGAGAGCGCAGUCACGCAUAUGUUGGUUGCGCUCUUUGAGGCCAUCGAAUCGCAUUAUGGCUGGCUAUCGACACGCUUGUAUCGCGCGUUUCGUCCCAAAGCUGUGAAAGCGACAUCCGGUUGGCGCUGGCGUCGCAUGUGCUGCAUGCCGAUUGUGAUCAUUUUCGAGUUAUGUCUAUUGACACUCAUCACCGGUAUUUCGCUCGUGGUGGCGUAUUUCACGUACGCUACCGACGAGGAAAAGGAGCGGAUACUCGUUUCGAUUUAUGUGAUCUGCGCCAUUUUAGUAACGCUUAUCUGCACGAAUUUACACGGACUGGCGAAAGCGUUCGGUUCGCUGUUCAUUUCACAAGGACGUCAUUUGCGUCGCUCGGUGCGUCACAACGAAGGCGCGCCACUCACUGCAAUGGGCGCCGAGGUGGCACUCAUGACCGAUAUGGUGAAGUGUCUGGAUGCCUUCACGAAUCAACAAAGCCGUCUUGUAGGCGUGGUAGACGCACUGGACUCCUGUGAUACGGAGCGCAUACUUAGCGUGCUCAACGCCAUACAAACGUUGCUCUCCUCACCGAAUCGUCCGUUUGUGCUGCUCAUCGCUGUCGAUCCGCAUGUGAUUGCCAAGGCAGCAGAGGCUAAUAGCCGUCGCCUAUUUACUGAAGGCGGCAUUGGUGGCCAUGACUUCCUACGUAAUCUGGUGCACUUGCCGGUGUAUUUGCAGAAUUCUGGUCUGCGUAAAGUGCAACGCGCUCAAAUGACUGCUAUGCUCUUCAAACGCAACUACAGUGAUUUCCCCAACGAAGACGGUCCAACAUUGGGACAUUCGGUGUCGGCGCGUCGCUUGUCCAAUGCUUCGGAAAUAAUGUCCAGUCAAGAGAAAUUGCGCACUUCGCAUAAUCCUGGACGCAGCGGUGGCAAGAAGAUGCGUCUCUCCGAAUCGGUUGCCAGUUCGAUUGGUUCCAAUUUGCAUCGCUUGGGUCAGAAUCCGCAAGGUGUGCUCGAUUUGUCGCGCAUCAUGUUGACCGAUGACUACUUUAGCGAUGUGAAUCCGCGCAGCAUGCGUCGUCUUAUGAAUGUCAUCUACAUAACAGUGCGUCUACUGAAAGCAUUCCAAAUAGACUUUAGUUGGUAUCGUUUAAGUUCUUGGAUCAAUUUGACGGAGCAAUGGCCGCUGCGCGCCAGCAUGAUUGUGCUGCAGCAUGACAACUUCAUGGAUUCAUAUGACGAUAAUGUGUCGUUACAAGCUGUGUAUGAAAAAGUACGUCCAAAAAUCGGUUGCCUACGCGAGGCAGCACCAUUGCUCGAGCUCGAUCGCGAUGAACGUAAAUUGGACGCAUUCUUGCAAUUGCAUAAAUCGGAUUUGUUAGUGGCGGAUUUGCGUAUAUUCCUGCCUUUUACUAUCAAUCUCGAUCCAUAUUUGAGAAAAGUUUUGAAAGAGGACCAACAAUCGAUCGAAGAUGAGGGCACACUAAUGUUGCAGAAUAAGCCGAGCGUUAAUCCUGCCAUACGCAUACCCCCACCAACACCGACGUAUGUGCCUUCGCCUGCUGCUUAUCCACCUUAUCAAUUAUUCCACAACGACUAUGAGUUGAGACAUCGAAAUGCCAGUAUAAAUUCGGAGCCGGCAAUGACGCCAUUAAUGGGCUCGCCAAGUGAUUCGUUUGGUGAUGACGUGCUACAGACAAAACUAUCUGACCUAACAGUGGAAGGUGUCAUCAGCUUGCUGGAACGCGUCGAUGACUUGCGUCCCGCCUUAGCGAAGCUGUCACCUAUUCUAAAGGAGAAUGCCAUAAAUGGGCGUGUACUGAAAUAUUGCGAUAUCAACGAUCUGAAAGGGGUGCUCGGUCUCAAUUUUGGCCACUGGGAAUUAUUUAGAUUACUUAUAAACACACUGCGAGACUGUGAGAAAAUGCAACGUAAAUUCAAGCCAACACCCGCGAUAGCCGAUGUGCCAGCAUCGAAUACGACGACCGCAAAAGACAGCACAGACACACAUACGCUGGCGCCGAGUCAACCGCAUUCGCGUAAGAACUCAACCACGAGUCAUAUGGAGAAGCAGGUCACACUGGAGGAGCAAAUGAUUUGCGGCGCAUUGCAAACCCUCAACGAGGAGGCCUUCGAGGAUGUGGCGAGCAGUGAGCGACCCAGCCCAUCGGGUUUGCCUACAGGUGAGAUGUUAGCUGCAGCUGCACAACUGCAAUUAGCGCCCAUACGCGAGUCAUCGGAAUUCGGUUCACCGUCCGAUGACCUCAAAUUUAAUCACUUCCUACAAUUUGCCAACAACAACAAUAACAACUAUGGCAAUUUUCCUACCCAACAACAUAACCAUAGCGACAGCACGCAUUCGUUGCAAAGUAUCGGUAUCGGUGGUGGUAUUGGUGGUGGUGUUGGUAAUAUUGGUAAUGGAGGCACUGGCAUUCUUAAUACUGCUAAUGUUGGUGGUGGCGUUGGCGUUGGCGACAUGUAUAAGUUGCGUCAUAGUAUUGUUGGUGAUGCCAGCACCCAAGCCGCUGUACAAUUGUUGGCCAAUCAACAACAACAACAACACCAGUUGACAGCUGGUGGGCAUGGUCACUACCAUCGCAAUCAGCGCCAUCAUUCCGUAGGUGAUGAUUUACUAUAUGAAAGUCUAAUGCCACAACCACAGCAACAAUUGCGUUCGCCUAUACAGCAACAACAACAGCAGCAGCAGCAACUACAACGCAAUACAGUACCAACCGUUGUUGUAAUACCAAAUACAAAUGGUGAUCAUGAUAUCAGCGAUACGCCUCUAUAGUAAAACAAAGUGUUGAAAUUCGAAGAAAAUAUGUGUAUUUUCGAAAAUUCGGUUCGAACAUUCUUUUUGUAACUAUGCAAUAAUGUGGUGCCAGGCACAAAUGCAAUUAUCUAAACAAGUUCAUCUAAUAUUAUGUAUUUAUUGUGGUUAUUGGUCACACACCCUCCCAGAACUGCACCACUACUAGCACACACCCACACACAUUGUUGGCACAUAACCUCAAAUACAUAUACGUACACUUGAAGAAUUAUAAAAUUGUGUUACAAGAGUUAUUCUUUGAUGAUGAUACAGCGUUACAGUAUGCACUUUGAGCCCGAGAACUUUCAGCAUUUAACCAGUCUAGCGGAAUUUAAAAAAAAAACUUGUAUUUGGAGUGCAGUAUUUUUUUAUAGUAGCCGAUUUAAUUUCGAUUAUUUGACAAAAUUUUAUAUAUAUUUGACGAAUUCAUAGCUUAAUAUAACUAUGCAGAGAACAUUUUUAUUGUUUUUUUUUAUUAUAUUUUGAAAAAUUCAUAAUAAAAUUGAAACUAGUAUUUUUUAAUUAAACUUAUGCUGUGGCGAAUGUCAAGCUGAUAAGCCACAUUAGUUAAAUUCGUUGUGGAGAAAUUUUAGUUUUGAAAAUUUUUAAAAGAAUAUAUUUUUUUUUGAAAUUUGUUAAAAAAUGCAUUUUUGAAAAGUUUUGAUUUCGAAAUUUUGCUUUUGUAAAUUUAAAUUUGAGUUCAUAUCUUUAAAAACAGGUUUUUAAGAUAUUUUGAUUUAAUAUUCGUAAGAGGUUUUGUUUCCAAAACCGUUUCCGAACUGUAAAAAUUGGUUUUUAAUUAAAAACAAAUUUCAAAAUUGUUUUGAAAUCUUAAACAUUAUAAAUCCUUCACAUUUAGGCGCAUAGAUAAAAACUUUAGCUAGAAAAAAUCAUACUUUUAGUAAAAUUUCUUGAAAUUUGAAACUUUAGCUGCUCAAUUUAGAAAAUGUUUGGAAAGAACCACGUUUUUAAAUAUUCAACAAAUGAAUUUAUAUAUCAUAAACUCAACUUGAAACACUAUAGUUACAUGAUAAAAAACGAGACCAAUUCUACACUUCAAUUAAUGAAUAUAAACAACAACUAUUUAUAUUUUUAUGCUAUUUUUAUAUAUUUUUUUACUAACUUAUAUACUUUUGUACAUGCCUGCAUGCAUAUGAAUCUGCUCAUUUGAACUAAAACUAAUUUUUUAUAACGAAAAAAAUUGCAUUAAACUUGAAAAUACGACAAACCAACAAAAACAUAUCUCAAGCUAAGCUUCACUUCAAAAGUUUUUAAAGCCUUUUAGGUUAAUUGGAAGUACUACAUGCGAGAUUUAUAUGUGAGGCAGUAAAAUUAAGCUGCUUAGAUGAUUAUAUGUCAUAUGUGUUGGUAUUUUAAAACUAAUGAAAUGAAAUAUUAAUUACCGAAUGUAUGAGGUGAAUAAUGUUGAAGGAGUGCAGAAUGCUUAUUAGAGAGCAGAAAAUUAAAAUAAUUGUGGAACACCGUUCAUAUGUGUUGGAGGUAUAUACUAUUUGUAUUUGAAUUCAACCGAUCUCCACAAGUUGAUGGAUUUUAUGCUCAGCUUUUUUAUAACAGAAAUGCACUGAGAGGGGUUUGGAAUUCAUUCUCAAGCGGCAGUCGUUAUUAGAAAAAUAAUUUUUCAGAUUUCAAUGCGUUUACAAUUUGAAACCACGACCCACCGUAUGGCAGUUACAAAAACAGCUGGAAGUAUAAAAGCAGACAUAACCUCAAAUGUGAAGUAAAAAAUUCAGCUAACUAAAGCAUAGUUAAUUAUAUCGUGAUGGUAUGAUUUUAUGGGUCUAAAGUUAAUUUGUAUACAAACUAAAAAUGUGUCUACACAAAAAAAAAAACAUAAAAAGUUGCGAAAAUGUAUUCUAACCUAGAAAAUUUACUAUAGGCAAUGGUUUAAUGGUUGUUUUUAUAAACUAAAGUUAAUCAAUGAUUUUAAUAUUACAUUCCAUUAAAUUUAUUGGCAGUCACAACUUAAGUAUGUAUGUUUAUGGAAGCUUAACAGAAACAUUUGCAUGUCUAAUGGCUGAAAGAAGCAAAUUUGAUUUAAUUUUUUCUCCGAAUACGCAAGAUAAAUAAUAAUUUAUAUAAUCAUUGAAUUUUUUAGUGAGUUUAUAUUGCAUUGCUGAGGUAUUAAUUUUACUAUUUUUGAAUUUUAUAUAUUCUUAACGGUAUUUUCUCUAUUAAUUUUUAUUUCUGAAUGGAAUUUAUCAUAAACACGUACACUAGACACAUACAUCCACAUACCAAUGAAUGUUGAAUUAAUUAACUGCAUACCUUACAUGGCAUAAAAAUAUGUUUGUUACUAACAAUAAAUACAUUUUAUAAAAAAUAUGAAAAUAAAAUAUCACAAACUCUAAUUGUAGUGUAGCGGGUGUUGAAACUAUUUUUAAACUAAUUUAAAAAGAAGACUUAAUAAAACUUAUCAUAAAUGCAUGUUUAAUUGUUUAAGCAAA